Pyrgilauda ruficollis (rufous-necked snowfinch) is the source of this 1033-nucleotide messenger RNA. RefSeq names its product B9 domain containing 1 (gene B9D1). The transcript has 7 exons. Gene Ontology annotation, biological process: cilium assembly. NCBI's taxonomy places the organism in Eukaryota, Metazoa, Chordata, Aves, Passeriformes, Passeridae. Bases 15 to 596 code for a protein of 193 amino acids. The record is from RefSeq and is a predicted model, not a curated record. Gene Ontology annotation, cellular component: MKS complex.
CCGGCGUGCCCGCCAUGGCGGCGCCCAGCGUGUUCCUGCUGGCCGUGAGCGGCGAGAUCGAGAGCGGGGAGUUCCCGGGAUUCGAUGACCUCUACUGCAAGUUCUCCUUUGUCUACGGCCCGGACUGGGUCCCCACGGCGGGCCUGGAGGAGGGAAUCUCGCAGAUCACCUCCAAGAGCAGCGUCUCGCCCACCACGCUGGUCUGGAACUUCCCCAUCGACAUCACCUUCAAGAGCACCAACCCCUUCGGCUGGCCGCAGAUUGUGCUCAGUGUCUACGGGCCUGACUUCUUUGGGCACGAUGUGGUCAGAGGUUAUGGAGCUGUGCACGUGCCCUUCGUGCCUGGCAGGCACAAAAGAACCAUUGCCAUGUUUGUCCCAGAGUCCAGCUCGAGGCUGCAGCAGCUCACAAGCUGGUUCACCGGGAGGCGCCCGGAGUUCACGGACCCCAAGGUGGUGGCGCAGGGAGAGGGACGGGAAGUGACCAGGGUGCGCUCCCAGGGCUUUGUCACCGUUUCCUUCAACAUCAUCACCAAGGACCUGCACAGGCUGGGCUACGACGUGGGCCAGGGCUCCCAGGGGCUGCACGGCUGCUGAGGGCCACAGGAGCUGCUGCAGCUCCAAAAAACUCCAGCCCGGGAGGAUCCGGGGCAGUGACCAAGCCUCGUCCUCUCAAAAGGCUGAAGUGCUGUGGAAAUCGAUGUUAUUGGCAACAUUCGGUGUUUUAUUGAUGAUUAUUGUAUUUUAUUCAGUGUUUUUAGGGGUCACGCUGUCUCAGAGUAGGGCCUGUAAUGAAAUAUUUUUAUAGCAGCCUUUUGUAUGCUUUUUUAUAGAAUUAAUGACACAGAAAGUUUCCAGAUGUAGCAGUUUAAAACUUUGCAAACCCAGUUUCUCUUUAGUGAUUCUUUUUCUGUUGCAAAUGAGGAAUUGAAAUUAUUGCACCUUCCAAAAUUGGUCCUGUGAAUUGCAUCCCCCUCUAAGCUCUUUUAGGCUGAAUAAACUCUGUUGUAUCAAUAGAUUCAUUUGUCUUUCUG